Magallana angulata is the source of this 1780-nucleotide messenger RNA. RefSeq names its product TBC1 domain family member 5 homolog A-like. The record is from RefSeq and is a predicted model, not a curated record. NCBI's taxonomy places the organism in Eukaryota, Metazoa, Mollusca, Bivalvia, Ostreida, Ostreidae. The transcript is spliced from 6 exons. The coding region runs from base 1 to 1467 and encodes 488 amino acids.
AUGGGAGGACAGAUUCAUUUCUUCUUAAUAUGUGUGUAUUUUAGCGCUUCGGUAAAAUGUACAUUACCAGGAUCUGUGUUACAGCAGCGAUUCGUUAAAAGUAAUUUUUUGCCAACCUCUUCUUGCGUUGAGGUCACUAACCAAACCGAAAGCUCCUUGCUCUGCUCGGCGAUUUGUCUGAAGACCCAUAGGGAUAAUGUUGUCUCCAGUCGCCAUGUUGUCUCCACAAGAUGUGUCUGUUGUAGACGUCUGUUAACAGGGACACAGUUGUCCGACAAUGAGAGGACCACGUAUCAACAAGAUGGAGCCAAUGUUGUGUAUUCAUAUUGCCCAACGGAAUACAUUGAUGUCAAUUCUUCAAUGGUCAGAACCUGUCUUAGGUUGGAGUUGAUGGCAAAAACUUACAGCGACGCAGCUUUAGGCUGUCAGCGGGAUGGAGGGGAUUUAAUCCGAAUUGACUCUGCUGAGAAGUAUACCAUAUUUCAGCAAUUUAUCGCCGGUAAUGCAUCACUCACUCUUGAUGAUGUUUGGAUUCAAAGCUUCAAGGACGCGAGUAAUGUUUGGAGAUUCCAUGACAGCACAAACAACACCGACUACAACAACAACACCAACUACCACAACUACACCGACAGCAACAACUACACCGACAACUACCACAACACCGACAACCACAACACAGACUACCACAACACCGACAACAACAACACAGACUACCACAACACCGACGACAACAACACAGACUACCACAACACAGACUACCACAACACGGACAACUACCACAACACCGACAACCACAACAACACCGACGACUACAACAACACCGACUACCACAACAACACCGACUACCACAACUACACCGACAACUACCACAACACCGACAACCACAACAACACCGACGACUACCACAACACCGACGACUACAACAACACCGACAACCACAACAACACCAACAACGACUACUACACCGACAACGACUACAACACCGACUACAACUACAACACCGACAACGACUUCAACAACACCGACUACCACAACAACACCGACAACCACAACAAAACCGACUACCACAACAACACCGACAACCACAACAACCCCUACUACAACAACAACGCCGAAAACCUCAACAACACCAACAACGACUACUUUACCAACUACCUCAACAAAACGGACUACAACUACAACGCCGACUACCACAACAACACCCACUUCUACAACAACACCGACCACUACUACAACACCGACGACGACUUCCACGAACGCUACAACAUCAGUGACUACAAAGAAGCCAUCUACAACAACGAUGCCUACUCCCAAAAUUACUCUCCCUCCGUCUUUAGCGACAACUCAGAAAAUAACCCUACCUCCUUCACAGUCCACCAAAUCAACGACAUCGCCAACGACAACAAAGCCAUCAACAACAACUGGUUGUCCUCCGUUCCCACCAAGCUGUCCUGGACCGUGUGGUAACUUUGACCCCGUGACCUUUUGUCCGACUUGUGAUUACAGCAUUUGUGGCAUGACACCACCUCCCGUCAGCGCCACCACUUCCUCUAAAUGUCCCGCCAUGUUCUGCGUUCUGAACUGUCCAAACGGAUUCAAGAAAGAUCCCAAUGGUUGUGACAGGUGUGAAUGUUUCUAAAAACAGGAUGACUAAAACCCGAGUCUCUCUUUGACUUUUCAUCCUUCUAAGAUGAGGUGAAACUUCACUUGGGUCUCUUUUUGUGUUUUGUUACUUUUGUUGUUUUUUGUUGUUCUUGGAAAAUAAAAUCUUAAAAAAUAA